CUGAUUCAUUCCGGGUUUGGGUGGCUUUAUUUUCUUCACAGCCGGUGCUGGAUUUACAGGAAAUCUAAUGUGCAGUGGAGUUGCAGAAACUGACGGAGGGUUGGUCAGUAAUGACUUCACCCCUCACAGUUGUGGGUGUGAACUGCCGAGUUACAACGUCUGAUUUGCCAACAAAUUAUUUAGUGUACAACACCAGUCAGCUCCAGCGUUCAGAAAAUAGUUAACUCGCUGCUCAGGCAGUCUCUCUCUCUCGUACGAAGUGAGACUUUUUUUUGCCUUAAGAGUUCAGAGUCGAAAAGUCUGGGGAGAAAUAUUGGAGAGAGAGAGAGACAGAGGAGGGACUUAAUGUACAAUGUCAACACCUAAAAUCAGCCAGACGCCAAUUCCUCCUGGACUGGGGAGAGUUGACAGCACGGCACGGAUCUGAAUCCCAUCUAUUUCUUAAAACGAAGAGGGGAAACUGCACGAGGAACUGCCUCAGUCAUCAGCCUUGGAUUUAGCCCUGAAUAUUGUACAUUUCUGCUGCUGUGCUGUUAGUGUGAGAGAGGGAGGGAGAGCUGGUAGAAGGAGUCUCACUGCAGAUGACGUGGACUAGCACUAUGAGCAGCGGGUACAGCAGUUUGGAAGAGGACUCUGAAGAGUAUUUCUUCACUGCAAGAACUUCCUUCUUCAAGAAGCCUCAAGUUAAACCCAAGCUUGAUCAAGAUGUGGAAAAGGAAAGGGAGCCACAGAAAGUGCUUACAAAAGAAGAGAUCCGACAGAAGAUUGACUCCUAUAACUCAAAUGCAACAGACAAGUUAAAAAUGACUCUGAACCCAGACAACGUGUACACUGGCUUUAUUAAAGUUGAAAUGGACCUGCGCAGGCCAAUCACUGUACGCUCCAUGGUGACGCAAGGAGGCCGCCUGUACAGCAACAACAACAACGAGACUGCCUUCUACAUGCCCAAGGGCACCACCAACACCCUGCACAUCAGCAGCACCCACACUGUGAAGGAGGUCAUCGAGGCUUUGCUGAGGAAGUUCAUGGUUGCUGAUAACCCUGCAAAGUUUGCACUCUUUCACCAGUCCCGCAAGGACGGCCAAGUCCACACAAGCAAGCUGCUGAACAGCGAACAUCCUCUUUACCUCCGUCUGCUGGCGGGACCCGGCGCUGAGGCUUUGAGUUUUGUUCUCCGUGAGCAUGAGACUGGGGAAGUGCUGUGGGAAGAGUUCAGUCUCCCGGAGCUGCAGAACUUCCUGCGGAUAUUGGCCAAGGAGGAAGAAGAUCAGUUCCGGCACUUGAAGAGGCGCUACGGAGAGUACAGAGCCAAACUCGAGGAAGCCCUGAGGGCAACUGGAAAACCGGGUUAACCCAGCCGAGGGCAGUAGCCUGGGAGGCACGCUCAGAACUACCAGGGCAUGCAAGUAUGACCAACAGGAGUGGCCUUCAAAUCUGAAGACAAGAGCUUUGCACAGAAACCUAAAACCAUUGGAUCCAUUGACAGAGAACCAGGCUGCCUCUGCAUUAUGUACCUCCGCUUACACAGAUAACAUGUUUACUGGACAAUCAGAUUAUUUAUGGAUUGGCCGACGGUCUGUGGUCUCCACAAGAAAGGUUGUAACGGUUAGAAGCCCGAGUGUGGCAUUUUGCGUACAAAGCAUUUACAGUGCUGCUUUUAACGUGGGACUGUACAGCGGGCAAAAUCUUUCUCACGUCCCCGGCAGUGGUUUCAACGCCCUGCCCCUGUGAGUGGUGAAGAGGUCCCAGGUGACGGCGUUCAGCCUGAAAACUGUCCAAAGUCCCUUUCAAACCGCUUGCCAAGACGUGGAAUAGAAAUUCUUUUGAAGUUUGAAAUUUUACAUCUGGGUCAUUGGACCAAGAGGGGAGUUGGUAGUUAGUGGGAGAGCGUGGAUUGAAAGAACAGGAACGAUCAAAAAAAAAACAUUUGAGUGAUAAGGGACCAAUGAUGGAGCAUGUCGGAUAUGAGUGAAGGGAUGUCGUGAUGGAGAGGUGGUGCUAUUGAAGUGGAUUGAAGGAUGUUCAGGAUGUGCUAAUGAGGGAGGGAUGGAAAUGGAUUUAUAACAAAAUCAGAUACAGGAACCUGGGAGGGAACCAGAUUGGGUUUGAAGAAAGUAGUGAGAUUUUAGUGACAUGGCUGGUUGAUCUUAGAGUGCUAUAUUCUUGUAUAAGGCUGAACAAAUAUUUGUUUUGGUAAUCCUGGGUGCAUUGGUCACACCUGUAUGGUGCCAACCACACCCACCCUUGGUGCAUGAACUAAUACUGACACUGUCACACAUUUACAACAGCAGUAACAACUCCAGGGCUGUUUGUAGCAUUGCACUUCUGUGACCUGCUCCCAUUGAGAGUUAUGAACGCCCCUCUUCACGGGUACGCUACCAAGUGAGGGGCAGGCAUCUGCCCUAGUCAAAGCUGUGGCUGACGUCUAGUGAAUAACUGAGCAGUUUUGCAUUUACAUAGCGCCUUCCGAACGGCCCCAGGGACUUUGCAGCAGCAUGCUCAGAUCAAACGUUUGUCACUGAGCCAGAGGGGAAGGCGAUAAAAGACAGCUGGCCAAAUUCUUGGUCAAAGAGGCAGGCUUAAGGAAGAGAGCGCAGGUGAGUGUUGGGGAAGGGGAGAGGGAAUUUUUGGGGGCCUAGCUGGCUGAAUUGAAGGGCACAGAGUAAAGGCCGGAAUUAGAGGAACACAGAGUACUGGGAGUAAGGGAGAUUUCAGCGAUAUGUGCAACAUUGGCCAGAUCUGAAAGUAGUUGGCUGAAAAUGAGGAAUUUAGUCAUUUCCAUCUUCCUGUCAUUAUGUGUGUGGAUGUUUUGAAGUACAAAAGCUCCCAGAAUAAUGUGCCAUUUGGCUGACCUCUGGCGUUAUCGUUUGCAGUAGGGCCCUUGGAGAUAAGGCUCAGAGUUGUGGCCAUGACUACAAGGAGGAUAGUGGGACAGUCACACGGUCCUUUAACACUGGGUUACUUUACUGAAAGGCCGAGUUGCUAAUCUGUCACCCAUUGUGUUCCAGCACCGAGUUACACCCGUAUACAGAGGCACCUUGAUUAGCCAGCAUUCGAUUAUCCGAAUAUCGGAUUACCUGGCAAGCUCACAAGGUUCGGCUAAACUAUAUUACCUGGCAUUCGACUAACUGAACAAAAUACUCCCUUCCCAUGUCCUUCGGGCAAUUGAUGUUCAGCAGGGAGUUCUCAAGAACCACGCACAAGAAAAGAGAGCUUAAUUCACAGGCCAUAGGCCUGAAGAGUAUACAUUUAAUGUUGUUUAUCUGAGUGCAGGUGGUAGGGAUAUUGACUGUCAGAUUGAACCUUUUUUUUUCUCUUAUCAUUCUGUUAGCCACAUGAACGACGGAUAAUGGGGUUUUUUGCUCAUCACUGCAGACAGUUCAAUCACCAACCCCAGGAAACCCUUAGGCAGAGAGGUAGUAAACCUGCCUCUGAGCCAGGAGGUCCAGGUUCGGGUCCCCCCUGCUCCAGAGCUGUAUUGAUUAAAAUAAUGAGUUCAAAAUAAUCAAGAAUUUGGUGUUGAAGAGUUUUAAAAUCAGUUAUCCUUCUCUACUUGUAACCCUCAGAUUGCGUCCAUGCUGGACAAAGCAAAAGAAGGUUAUGUCAAUUGAAAGAUACUAAUCCUUUCAACAUCUCCCAGCGAGCGCAUUCCAUUGAAUAAUCGCUCACUCAUUGAAAUAUUACUGCUGUGGGUUUGGGAGUUAAACUCCCUCAGUGUGGCAAAUCUCAUGUCUGUGUUUUGUGAGUGACUUUUACGAUUCUCCUCAGAUUCCCUGACUCUGAACAAGAUGAUGAUCAUCAAUGCACUAAUCCCAGCAGGAAACGUGACCCUCAGCUUUACAAACACAACUAGAGUUUUGCUUUAUACGUGAAUGUUUCUGUGAACUUUUCCCAAUAUUUGCAUUGGGUUCAACUUGAAUGCCAUCUGACGGCCCACAGUGCACUUGGAGUAAUUCUGAUUGGGUGAAGGUUGUUAGAAACAUCAAGAUUUGAGAAAAUGAAAUGUUGGAGGAAGAUACAUAACGUGGGUGUGAACAGUUUGCUUACUAGUUCUUUCACCUUUUCUGUUAUCUGUAAAGCAGCCAUCCUUUAGGUAAGGCUGUGUUGUACUUGUGAGUGACAUUAUGUGAGCUAAGAGCCUCCAGCGAUCUCUCAUCUCCAAUUAAACCAAAGAUCCAGGUGAAAUAUGAAUAAAUUUCUCCCUGUGGGGUAAAUAUUUGUAACUACAGCUCUCUAGUCAGUCAUACAGCGUUCCCAGCCAAGGGGAGGGCAAGUGUGCAAUAUUGGUUGACAGUGUUUUAUGUUGAGAUGACUGAAGGGUGAAUUUACCAGUUCUCAUCGGGGACAGCCUCUCAAAUCUGCUCUGCCAUUCCCUUACAUCAUUGCUGUGUUUGUCUAGCCCUCUUGGGUCUUGAACUUUUCACAGUCUCGCCUCAGCAUCUCCCAACCUGUUUGUGCCUUCAGGUAUACCUGCUGUACUCUGUUUAAGAGGGCUGGAAAUGUGUUGCUGGUUAAAGCACAGCAGGUUAGGCUGUGUGUGUGUGUGUGUGUGUGUGUGUGUGUGUGUGUGUGUGUGUGUGUGUGUGUGUGUGUGUGUGUGUGUGUGUGUGUGUGAGAGAGAGAGACAGGGUUCAAAGAGUGCCUUAAGUAAUCGAGAUACCCUUUAAUUACACAGUUCCCCUCCCCACAACACCCCCACCUUCCAUAAAUCUUCAGAUGGAGUUACAUUGUGCUUACAGAGCACUUCGGGCUAUUAAGUCUACGCUGGAAUUAAACUCCACUCACCUUUCUUUAUUAAUGUGUCCUCCUGUCCCUUUCCCCUUUCUGCUUUAACUGAGCCCUAUGUUAAAUGCAUUUUUGCUACACACCUCAAUGAUACUGAACGACUACACGUUCAUGGUUUUGCCACACUGAUAUACCAGUUUUCUUGAAUCCUUUUAAAUUGUAGAGCUGCACUUUGUGCGUCCCCCGACAUUAUCUCUACAUUUACUCGAUCAAAGACUUUCACAAAUUUAACAGAUUGCUUUUUAGGACGUCCCUUACUGGCACCCAUCCAGUUCAGGAUUUUCUGAUCGUCAAAACCUCUUGGUGCUGGUAUUAGCUGUAGAAUUCAGUGCCUGGAUAUUCCUUUUUCCAGUAUGGAUUCCAAGUCAUGCAAUGAGCUGUCAGGAGUUUUGACUGAAUUUUCCCAGCUGUUGAAGAUCAUGUUCAGACAGUGGAGUGGAAUAGGCCGCAGUGAUUUUAAACUGCUCACCCAGAAAAUGACUCGACAAAAACGUGGCCUCUUGUUGCACUUGGUUGAAGUUUGUAAAUAACAAAUUCAAUGUUUGUUGAAGCAGCAACUAAUGAGUUCUUUCACCCAGGGUUUAGGAGUUAAACUCCCUCGGUGUGGCAAAUAUCAUGUCUGUGUUUUGUGAGUGACUUUUAGGAUUUCACUACAGCUGACUCCGAGAGUAUGUUCCCUGUGCUGGGAUUCUGUUCAAAUCCAAUACAACCAUAAGUACAUCAUUGGCCAUAAUAUGCUUUGGGAGGUCCUGGAGGGAGGGUGAUGUGGCAGGUGCCAUGUAAAUGCAAAUUCUCUCCGUUUGUAUCAAGCUUGUGACAGUGCAUGAUGUAUUUCACCUUUGGGAAUGUUGAUUGGUGAAUGGCGAGAGGGCAUGGCUCAGCUCAGAGUGUGUAUUUUAAUGUGUAAUUACUGUAUGUGUCUUUUUCAGUGAAUUGCAUUGCAUCAUGAGUUAGGGGCAGCAUGAUGGCUCAGUGGUUAGCACUGCUGCCUCACAGCACCAGGGACCCGGGUUCGAUUCCAGCCUCGGGCGACUGUCUGUGUGGAGUUUGCACAUUCUCCCCGUGUCUGCGUGGGUUUCCUUCGGGUGCUCCAGUUUCCUCCCACGGUCCAAAGAUGUGCAGGUUAGGUGAAUUGACCAUGCUAAAUUGCCCAUAGUGUUACGUGCAUUAGUCAGAGGGAAAAUGGGUCUGGGUGGGUUACUCUUCGGAGGGUUGGUGUGGACCGGUUGGGCCGAAGGGCCUGUUUCCACACUGUCGGGAAUUUAAUCUAAUCUGGGGACGUGAGGGAUGACUGAUUGCCCUUAAUUGCAGUGUGUGAGAUUCGACAGAGUGGAAGAAGGAUGAAUUUGGAGACUUGUCCAAAUGGCUGUUCUGCCAUAAUGCAACAGUAGUGUUCCCCGUGACCUUGUGCAAGGGAAAACUGCUAUAGAAAAUCACGCUGUAGAAGAUCGCCAUUAGAGAAUCGCCAUACCCGUUCAGUGGAAAGUUUACGUUAAUCUGAACAACAUCCACAAUUCAUCAAUUGUGUUAUAGCCAAUUGACGCUGACGAAACGUGUGUUACGGCAGACUGACCUGUCAUUGAAUAACUGCUUUGUGCAUCCAUUCAGAAAACCCGAGGUGGGGGCUGAAGGUUUGCCCGCUGGGUUUAUCCUAUUUGGGGCUGGGGUGGGGCGCCUAUAUUGGGCUGGAAGUGGAACCAUAGGGUGUUCAUCAAAUCUUGUACAACUACUGACUCUGGAGGGACCAGGAGGCUGGUGACUAUUGCUCAGUGAGUCUGAGCUUUGCAGUAGCUGAUACCAAAGUCGAAACUAGGGCACUUUAGCACAUCAGGGAUUUAGCUUGCAUAGUCUUGGUAAACCAAAUUGAAACUUGACAUUUUAAUUCAGCGGUCUGCUUUCACUGUUUACCACCACACGGUAUUCUGCAAAAAGAAGAAGAGAAACGUUUAUAUACCAGAGUUCCACUUCUGAGUCGAAAUGAUGUUUGUUUUAAGUUUUGUUGUCAAACUAGACACUGUACAAAAGUCUUAUUUUUUAAACAGGACCUGUAUACUCUUGCUGUGAAUGGAAUGAUUAAUUGAGCAAGACACCAAAGUUGGUUUUGUGUUCUUUUACUGUGAAUGCGUCUUUUUAUCCUUACUUGAACGAGUUGCAAACCACUGUAUUACCAAGAAAUAUUCAGCAACUGCUGGACUUGCCCAGAUGGGAGCUGGGCAAUAAAUUCUGUGUGUGUGCUGUUAAACGGGGCUGGGGUGGGGUUAUUGUGAUAAAUUUGGGAUUUGGCGACCGUAUUUAAUUGUAAAGUUGCUCCUCCCAGUGUGAUCAGACACUGGUCACUGUGCUGCUGGUGCUCGCGAUGAAAUAGCCAGGCCGCACCACAUCAUGAAAAACCGAAUGCAAGUUGUCGACUGCAUUUGUGUUGAAAUCCGUAAGGGUUCAAAAACGAACAUGAACUUUUACUCAUGGAUAUGCAUGUGGAGAAGCACAAACGCUAGACAAUGUAUAGGACUGAAAGUUUUUGUUAUUGUAUUUAUACUGAUGCGAGUGCAGAUUUAUUUUUUUAGGGAGGUUUUUUUUCUGUUUCCUUUUAAGAUAUUGAGUGUCAAACAUGGCCUUUGUAAACUGUCAUUGCAUAUUUUAAUAAAGAUGCGAUUAACACAA
Hemiscyllium ocellatum (epaulette shark) is the source of this 7446-nucleotide messenger RNA. It is a transcript of the gene rassf3, whose product is annotated as Ras association domain family member 3. Gene Ontology annotation, cellular component: cytoplasm. The coding region runs from base 582 to 1352 and encodes 256 amino acids. NCBI's taxonomy places the organism in Eukaryota, Metazoa, Chordata, Chondrichthyes, Orectolobiformes, Hemiscylliidae. Gene Ontology annotation, biological process: signal transduction. The record is from RefSeq and is a predicted model, not a curated record. The transcript is spliced from 5 exons.